AUGGGCGCCGCCUGCGGCAAGAACAAGGCGAAGGAGCCCAAGAGGGCCGACCCGAAGGAGUUGGAGGAGAAGAAGCGGAAGGAGGAGGAGGAAAAGGCUGCCGCGGAAGCCGCAGCUCGGGAAGCAGAGCAGCGAGCCAAGGCGGAGGCGGCCCGGGCUGAGGCAGAGGCAGCCGAGGCCAGAGCACGUGAGGAAGAGGCAAAAGCAAAGGCAGAGCAGGAAGCAGCUGAAGCUGCCGCGGCAGCUGCUGAGCAAGCUCGUAAGGCCGAGGAAGAGGAGCGGCGCCGAAAGGAGGAGGAGGAAAGGAUAGCCGCCGAAGAGCAACGGAAAGCCCAGGAACAAGCUAUGGAACGGGAAAUGGCAGAGAAAGCUGCUGCUCAACAAGCUGCUGAGCAACCUGUUGAACAGCCGCAAGAGCCGCAAAGUGGUGAAAAGGAAAGGCAGCCUGUUGCAGAAGAUAUUGCCAGUGAAGCUACCAUGGAAACAUCCCGCCCUAUGCGCAAAAUAUCAGAACCCGACCACGGAGCUGCCCAAGGAGGCCGAAAAGCUCGCACGAUUACCCCUUGUGAUAUGACAGCAGUGGAUGAAACCAGUAUGUAUGUUAGCAAACGUUGUGGUUGCGACAUCGGGGCCGAACACAACGAAAACUCGUGUCCUGUUUGCCGCUGCAUUGAUCUCUCUGACGCUCCUCUUCUAAACUAA
This is a messenger RNA of Eimeria maxima, 702 nucleotides long. RefSeq lists its product as hypothetical. The record is from RefSeq and is a predicted model, not a curated record. The coding region runs from base 1 to 702 and encodes 233 amino acids. The transcript has a single exon. Lineage: Eukaryota; Apicomplexa; Conoidasida; Eucoccidiorida; Eimeriidae.